GCACAACAGCAAUAGAUCACUACAUCUACCUUACUACUUAGACAUAAUCAUAAUCACAUCAUGUCAUCAACACCAGACCCGGCCAACGGCCAGUCCCAUCGUGCCCUAUACAGGACAGAAACAAGACAAUCCCUCGAGAACCGCGGGAUAUCAGAAAAAGCACCUCCAACAGACUACAACUACCCCGAUGUCGGACGAGAAGAAAACCCCGUUUUCCCAGAGGAAUAUACCGUCGAGACCAACACUGGCCUUGUCCCCGAAAGAACGCUCGAACAGAUGCGCUCCCGCACAUACUCACAUCACACAUCCAGCUCCGACAUCGAAAAAGCCAAAGAGCCAGCAGAAUUUGUGACCUUCACCAUCAAUGAUCCCGAAAACCCCUUCAACUGGUCCCGCACGUACCGCUGGUACGUCACAAUGAUCGCCUCCCUUCUCGUCGUCUGCAUCGCCUACGGCUCCUCCAUCGUCACCGGCGGCCUCGGCCUCAUCGAAGAGAAAUACCACGUUUCUCUCGAAGUCGCAACGCUCACCUGCUCCAUCAUGGUCUGCGGCUUCGCAGUCGGCCCUCUCCUCUGGUCGCCUCUCUCCGAGAUCAUCGGCCGCCGUCCCGUCUACAUCAUCUCCCUCGCCCUCUACACCAUCUUCAACAUCCCCUGCGCCCUCUCUCCCAACAUCGGCGGCCUCCUCGUCUGCCGCUUCCUCUGCGGCGUCUUCUCCAGCUCCGGCCUCUCUCUCGCCGGCGGCACCAUCGCCGACAUUUGGAACCUCGAAGACCGCGGCAUGGCCAUCGCCUUCUUCGCCGCUGCCCCUUACUGCGGACCCGUCAUCGGCCCCAUCGUCUGCGGCUGGAUCACCGUCGGCUCCCACCGUCUCGACCUCUUCUUCUGGACCAACAUGGCCUUCUGCGGCGUCAUAAUGAUCCUCGUCGGUCUCAUCCCAGAAACCUAUGCCCCCGUGAUCUUGAAACGCCGCGCCGCCCGUCUCCGCAAAGAGACCGGAAACCCCAACAUCAUCACCGAGCAGGAGAAACACAAACUCACUCUGCACGAUAUCAUCCGCACCAGUCUCAUCCGCCCUAUCACCAUGAUCCUCACCGAACCCGUCCUCGACCUCAUGUGCAUGUACAUUGUGCUCAUCUACAGCAUGCUCUACGCCUUCUUCUUCGCCUACCCGGUCAUCUUCGGAAAACUGUACAACUACAACGACGGCCAGAUCGGUCUGAUGUUCAUCCCUAUUCUCAUCGGCGCGGGCUUCUCCCUCCUCUUUACUCCACUUGUCGAGAAACACUUCCACCGGAUAUGUCUCUCUCGUUCGCCAACCCCGGAAGAUAGACUCAUUGGUGCGCUGAUUGGCGCGCCGUUCGUGCCUAUCUCCCUGUUUAUCCUGGGUGCUACGUCCUAUAAACAUAUCAUCUGGGUUGGGCCGGCCUCGUCGGGAAUUGCGUUUGGGUUUGGCAUGGUGCUGUGCUAUUAUGCGGUCAAUAACUACAUCAUUGAUAGUUAUCAGAAGUAUGCGGCUUCGGCGCUGGCUGCGAAGGUUUUCUUGAGAUCCGGGGGAGGUGCGGCAUUCCCGCUGUUCAUUACCCAGAUGUAUGAUCGGUUGGGGUUGCAGUGGGCGUCGUGGUUGUUGGCGUUUAUUGGGGUGGGAAUGGUGUUCAUUCCGUAUGUGUUUUACUUGUUUGGCGCGAGGCUGAGGGGGAAGUUGGGAAGGAAGGAGUAGAUUUGGGGAUAGAGGGUAGAUGGGUAUGUGGUGGUAAUGAUAGAUGAUAGAUU
This is a messenger RNA of Aspergillus welwitschiae, 1772 nucleotides long. Its product is annotated as MFS transporter. Gene Ontology annotation, molecular function: spermine transmembrane transporter activity. Gene Ontology annotation, biological process: transmembrane transport; spermine transport. Bases 61 to 1719 code for a protein of 552 amino acids. The transcript has a single exon. NCBI's taxonomy places the organism in Eukaryota, Fungi, Ascomycota, Eurotiomycetes, Eurotiales, Aspergillaceae. Gene Ontology annotation, cellular component: fungal-type vacuole membrane. The record is from RefSeq and is a predicted model, not a curated record.